AUGGAUUCCGCAGAUUCCUCAAGGUAUGUUCCGGACUACAGAAAGGCAAAUUUUAAGAACAAAAACAGAUUCCAAGCCGAUGAAGUCAGAAGGAGAAGAGAGACUCAACAAGUUGAAUUGAGAAAGCAAAAGAGGGAGGAGAUGCUUUCUAAAAGAAGAAACUUUACGGGUAAUGAACACAUCUCCGGCUUACCAGAAUCUGAUGAUGAAGAUGCAGCUUCAACAGACGAAUAUAACAAUGAUCAGAUGUUUUACACACAACUUCAACAAGAAUUGCCAUUAAUGAUCCAAAAAAUCAACUCUGGUAACUUAGAAGACCAGCUUGAAGCAUCCAUUAAGUUCAGACAAAUUUUAUCAAAGGAAAACAAUCCACCUAUUGACUUGGUGAUUGAGUCAGGUGUUGUUCCUAAAUUUAUUGAGUUUAUGCAAACAGGACCUGAGGUUUUACAAUUGGAAGCUGCGUGGGCAUUAACUAACAUUGCUUCUGGCUCCUCGGAGCAAACCAAAGUUGUUGUUGAUUCUGGCGCAGUUCCACAUUUUGUUCAAUUGUUGUAUUCACCAUCCCCAGAAGUCAAAGAACAAGCAAUUUGGGCUUUAGGAAAUGUUGCAGGUGACUCCUCAGCAUUCAGGGAUUACGUUUUGAGUUGCAAUGCGAUGGACCCGGUUUUGUCUUUGUUCCAAUCAUCCAAGAUGUCUCUAAUCAGAACCGCUACUUGGACAUUAUCAAAUUUAUGCAGAGGUAAGAAUCCUCAGCCUGAUUGGCAAAUUGUUAGAAGUGCCUUACCUACUUUGGCUAAGCUGAUCUAUAGUGUCGAUGUUGAAACCUUAAUUGAUGCAUGUUGGGCAGUUUCUUAUUUAUCCGACGGUACACAAGAAGCCAUCCAAGCAGUUUGUGAUGCAAGAAUUCCAAAGAGAUUGGUUGAAUUAUUAGGCCAUGAGUCAACAUUAGUUCAAACUCCUGCUUUGAGAGCAGUUGGUAAUAUUGUUACAGGUACUGAUCUGCAAACUCAAAUUGUAAUCAAUGCAGGUGUUUUACCAGCAUUGGGUCCCUUGUUAAGAUCAAGCAAAGAAUCAAUCAAAAAAGAAGCAUGUUGGACUAUCUCCAAUAUUACGGCGGGUAACGCAGAUCAAAUUCAGGCUGUCAUUGAUGCUAACUUAAUACCUCAAAUCAUUAGACUAUUGACAACAGGUGAUUAUAAGACGAAAAAGGAGGCAUGUUGGGCAAUUUCGAAUGCAUCAUCUGGUGGAUUAUCAAGACCGGACCAAAUCAAAUAUUUGGUUAGCCAAGGGUGUAUCAAACCAUUGUGUGAUUUAUUGGCAAUUGCAGAUAACAAAAUUAUUGAAGUUACACUAGAUGCUAUUGAGAAUAUAUUGAAGGUUGGCGAAAUUGAAAAAGAAGCAAGAAAUUCCAAUAUCAAUGAAAAUGCCGUUUUUAUUGAAGAAGCUGGUGGUGCCGAGAAAAUCUUUGAAUGUCAAAACAAUGUCAACGACAAAAUCUAUAACAAGGCAUUCCAUAUUUUAGACACCUAUUUCGGGGAGGAAGAAGAUGAAGGUGAUAUGGCUAAUUAUGAUACUAUGCAGCCACAAGUUUCUGAAAAUGGCCAACAGUUUGGAUUUGGUGUUGACCCAAAAUUACAAGAUGGUGGUUUCAAUUUUAACUAA
Molecule: messenger RNA, 1662 nt
Organism: Pichia kudriavzevii
Lineage: Eukaryota; Fungi; Ascomycota; Pichiomycetes; Pichiales; Pichiaceae
Exons: 1
Coding region: 1-1662 (553 amino acids)
Biological process (GO): regulation of DNA-templated transcription; NLS-bearing protein import into nucleus
Cellular component (GO): cytoplasm; nucleoplasm; nucleus
Molecular function (GO): protein binding; nuclear import signal receptor activity; DNA-binding transcription factor activity
Source: RefSeq, a predicted model, not a curated record